Molecule: messenger RNA, 3363 nt
Organism: Acanthaster planci (crown-of-thorns starfish)
Lineage: Eukaryota; Metazoa; Echinodermata; Asteroidea; Valvatida; Acanthasteridae
Product: E3 ubiquitin-protein ligase znrf2-like
Biological process (GO): proteasome-mediated ubiquitin-dependent protein catabolic process; protein K48-linked ubiquitination
Cellular component (GO): cytoplasm; membrane; intracellular membrane-bounded organelle
Molecular function (GO): ubiquitin protein ligase activity
Source: RefSeq, a predicted model, not a curated record
CCAUCACCAGCCUCCAGUACUCAACUUCCUCUACGUUUCAGGCUUCGUCUACGAAAUCAACCCUCGAUUGUGGGCCUGAAGUGUUUAAAUUAAAUUGAAGUACUGUAAUGUUUACCUCUUUUGUAUAUUACUUGAUGUUUUGUAGUACUGUCAGUCUUACUAUUGCGCUUACAACUUGACGCCUAGAGGAGCCGUAGUCGAGGUUUGGAAAACGGCCGGCAGGGCGGUCAAUAUGGGGCGAAGUGGAAGUGAGGCAAAGUGUUAUGGAGCGAAAUGGCAGUGAUGGGGCGAACGACUUCAGGCAUUGAUAUGUAUGAUGUUGAGCUGAUGGUGGCGCACAACAAAUCGAAGAAUGAGGAAGCCGAUCGUCUUUGCUGAUUUGUUGGGAUAAAAGAUUUACUUGGUUACUUUUCUCUUCUGUGAUGUAUCUUUAGUUUUUGUUUGUUGUUAAAUUCAGUCUUAAUUAUUUCUUAUAAUUUUUGAGAUAGUAACGAUACAGUGCCAAUGGAAAUUGGCGGCGAAUAGGCCUUCCGUAACGUCGUAGGCUCGCUGGUAAGGGCCUGCAACUCGGUGCCACUUGCAAGCUAAACCAUGUACAUGUACACUGCAGCGGGUGUGCUCAAUUAACGCGAUGAUGUAGGCCUAUAUCCAACUCUAUGCCCUAUACCGUAUACGCAGGUACGGUGAGACGGUGCUCAGUGCACUAGGCCACACUAAUUUAUUCUGCAUGACAUGAAUCAUGAUCAACGUUUUCGAAUCAUUGCGGUCCUCAUAUGGCCUGUGUCGUUUACAAAUAUAAUUUAACAGCAGAAUUAUGAAUCUGUGAAUGGACCACAGGCAGAGAGUGUUCCAUGAAGCUGAUAAUGCCAUCUUUGUUACAUGUCUUACCUCCACGAUCGUCAAACGGGAAGUUGUAGUGACAAUGACAAUGCAGUCCCAGUGAGUGUAUCAACACAGUCCAAAAGUAUGAGGUCGUUGCCGUCACAACCUCAGCCUGAGUGCUGAAGUACAUGUAAGACUGAAAAAUUGAAUUGUAAUGGGGCAGAAAGUGAGUUCAAGUCCACGAGUAAGGACAAACUAUGCUGGUCCAAUUUCACAUCACCAAGUAGUGCAUGAUCCAUCAUACCCAGACUCUGGACUUGGUGAGAACUCACACAGUCCAUCAUCUCUACAUAACUUGGCAAUGGGGAGCGGUACAAGUCAAGCAAACGGUCACCAACCAUAUCAUCAACGGGGAUCAUAUCCCAGUACGACUAGUAGUACCUCCUAUGCAGCAUCAGCACCAGUACAGACAUCCCAACAGCAUUCCAGAAACAGGGCAAGGUCUCUUGGGAACUGUACACAGAAUGAUGGAGCAAGUAGUAGCAGUAGCAGAGGCCUUCAUAUACCUGGAAUGAUUGACCUUAAUCUUGGCCAAGAUUCAGAUGAUAGUUCUCCAGAGGAUAACGGAUCCCUGCCUUUGACAAGAAGUCGGGGCAGGACUUUUCCCUUCCAUGCACAGUCCCUGCCGGCCCAUCUCUUCACAUCCACACUUUUUCAGCAUGUCCAACAUGUUCAAGGGAUUAAGUGCCCAGUCUGUUCUAAAUCUGUGCCAUCAGAUGAUGUUGAAUGCCAUUUGGUAAUAUGUUUGACCAAACCAAGAGUUGUAUAUAAUGAGGAUGUACUGUCAGUGGAUGCUGGUGAGUGUGUCAUAUGCCUUGAUGAUAUGCAGCAGGGAGACACUAUAGCUAGACUACCGUGCCUAUGUAUUUAUCAUAAAAGUUGUAUCGACAUGUGGUUUGAGAGAAAUCGAUCUUGUCCUGAGCAUCCAUCAGACUAGACAGCCAUAUUGUCAUCUCAUCUAACUUUCCGGUAUCAGGGAAAUUGGUUGAUGAAUCAAAUGUGGUAGCCAAGACUUGUAUAUAUAUACUUGAACUAUGGCAGACAGGAGCUCUUCGAAGGUGUUACUGAGGCUAAAUUGACUAUGCGGGACACCUGUUUGUUUAACAGAUUUCUGUCUGAAAGAACUAAAUCACCGGGGAUGUCUACUAUGAAUGCCCACUUGUGGGAAGGCAUGCUGUAUGCAUUCAUUACAAUGAUGCAUCCAUCUGUUUAAACCUUCAGCAUUUUCCUGAAGAAACAAACAUAUUGCUGAGAGUGUCAACUGAUACCUCCCGGCAUUUUGUGGUGUGUGACAACUAAAUAAUUACGGAUUUUGCCUUAAACGAAUAAAAUCUUGAAAGGCAGUGUGUGCAUAUAAUUGUUUAUUAUUUGAUUGACAUUUUACACCCACAUACAUGGCUCAAUGUGUUUAUGUGACCCUGCAUACCACAUCUUGAACAUGGGUGACAAUAUAGGGCAUUGAAGUAUUUGGUAGUGGUAUUUUUUCUACAGUAUCAGGCAUUUGUGUACUUCAACCUGAAACUUUGUGCCAUUAACAUGCACAAAGUAGUGCAUACAGGCAGAGCUUUUUCAUUGGUUCCCAUGAAUUCCCCACAUCAUGCCAUCUGUAGUACAGUCCCUGCAUGCAUGGACAUCAUAUAAAAAGUAUGGACUUUCAGUGCCUUAAUCAGCCUACAUGAACAUACAUGUACAUGUAGGUCAUUGAAGCCAGUGGCAGCCAUCUUAGUGUCAAAACAAAGGUAAUGCAACUUUAGGCUUCCUCAGUUUGGUAGUCAGACUUUAUUCAAAAGGGAGUUGCACUACUACAAACUAAAAACAAUGGUAAAAUUGGCUCUAAAGAGACACUUCUUUAUGAUGACCUAAAGACAGAUGGUACAUGUAACUUCAAAGUUUUGCUAUGAAAGUGACAUUGCAUUCAACAUACCAUUAAAUUUUCCUAGAAAUUAUUUAUGACGGUCAUUGUAUUUAAAGUUAUAUUUUAGGCCCUGUGUAUGUUGUCUACUGUUAGUUAUAAUAUGGAUGUUGAGCUCUUUCAUAGAUUAGAACCCUGUAUGUAUGCACAUACAUGUGCUUGUAUGUAAAUGUUCAUGGAACUUGGAUGUAACCUGUGUUUGUAGGUGCUCCAUGCCUAUGUGCCCUAUGAGGGUGUAACUACAUCAAGAUCAACAAGCAUAGAGCUAUGUAUAAAAACUAGAGCGCUAACUUCUCAUUCUCCAUGGGGAGAAAAUUUGACGUCGUCCCACAUGUCCCAUGUGCAUGCUUGUAGAACAUUUGAAAUCAGAUAGAACGGAUAUUGAAUUAUUCUAACUGCAACACGCAAAUACAACAUAAGCGAACGUCAGUGUGUCUUUUCAAUUAAGAUGCACACUUGCAAAGCAAUGGCACAUAUUUAUCAACAUAGCUGAUUAUUUUAAAACGAAUGAUUCUCUAACAUUCGAGUAAGGUCAUCCGAUGUCGUAUGCAUGUCUUUUGAUGGCUGUC